UUUUUUUUCUUAAACAUAAAAGCAGGUCAGAAACUUUGACCAUCCUGCAGCUGUGACACAUGCAGCGUCUCUACUGAUCCGGCGCUGCUUGGGAAAACCUUUCACCCCAACCUAUGCGUGAAUGCGCGAGUGUCUGGGGUAAACGUCCUCUCCCGCUGGCUGCGGGUCAGCCUCUGUAGGCGGGGUGAGAGCUCUUUUUCCCCCCCGUGGUCCCCUCCUAUCUUCACCCUGUCUGUUGUGAGGACCGUGCCUGCUGAGCUCGAAGUUUGAAGGACUUCCCUUCAGACUAAGAAGAACCUUCGCUUUCCCGUGGUGUCAGUUGUACCUUAGGAGCUGAUAAGAUGCCGCUGUCACGGUCCCUGUCCAUGACAUCGCUGAGUGGGGUGCUGCCAGCCUGGGAGGAGGACGAGCUGCCCGUGGAGGAUCUUCUGCUCUUCGAGGUGGCCUGGGAGGUCACCAACAAAGUCGGAGGAAUUUACACUGUCAUUCAGUCCAAGGCAAAGGUCACAGUGGAUGAAUGGGGAGAGAACUACUACAUGAUGGGACCCUACUUUGAGCACAACUUUAGGACUCAGGUGGAGGGCUGCGAGCCACCUAACGACGCCAUCCAGAAAGCCAUGGACGCUCUCAUCCACAAUGGCUGCCAGGUUCAUUUUGGUCGUUGGCUGAUUGAAGGCAGCCCCUACGUGAUCCUGUUUGACAUUGGCUCGGCAGCUUGGAACCUGGACCGAUGGAAGGGGGACCUGUGGGACACCUGUAAUAUUGGCCUUCCCUUCCACGACCGAGAGGCCAAUGACUCCCUUAUCUUGGGCUCACUCGUAGCCUGGUUCUUCAAAGAGUUAACUGACCACCUGGGAGACAACCCCAAUGUCAUUGGUCACUUCCAUGAGUGGCAGGCAGGUCCUGGGCUCCUUCUAGCCCGGUCCCGCAAUAUUCCCAUGGCGACGAUCUUUACGACACACGCAACCCUGCUGGGUAGAUACCUUUGUGCUGGAAAUGUUGACUUCUACAACAACUUGGACAAGUUCAACAUUGACAAGGAGGCUGGCGAGAGACAAAUUUAUCACCGAUACUGCCUGGAGCGAGCAGCAGUCCACUGCGCUCAUGUGUUCACCACCGUCUCCCAGAUCACGGCCGUGGAGGCCAACCACAUGCUGCACAGGAAGCCAGAUGUGGUGACCCCGAAUGGGCUGAAUGUGAAGAAGUUCUCGGCUAUGCAUGAGUUUCAGAACCUGCACUCCACCAACAAGACCCGCAUCCAGGAGUUUGUCAGAGGACACUUCUAUGGCCAUCUUGACUUCAACUUGGAGAAAACACUUUUCUUCUUCAUAGCUGGACGGUACGAGUUUUCCAACAAAGGAGCUGAUAUUUUUCUGGAAUCACUGUCCAGACUGAACUACCUGCUACGGGUACACAAAGAUGAUGUGACCGUGGUCGUUUUCUUCAUCAUGCCAGCUAAAACUAACAACUUUAAUGUGGAGUCACUGAAGGGGCAAGCGAUACGCAAACAGCUCUGGGACACUGCUCACGCUGUGAAGGAGAAGUUUGGCAAAAAGCUGUACGAUGCUCUUUUGAAAGGGCAGAUCCCCGACAUGAAUAGCAUUCUGGAUCGAGAUGACUUCACCAUUAUGAAGAGAGCCAUUUACGCUACUCAGAGACACAGUCUACCUCCAGUGACCACUCACAAUAUGUUGGACGAUACCACAGAUCCCAUCCUUUCCAACGUCAGACGAAUCGGCCUCUUCAACUCCAGGAAUGACCGCGUCAAGAUCAUCUUCCAUCCUGAGUUCCUGUCUUCUACCAGCCCUCUAUUACCUAUGGACUAUGACGACUUUGUUCGGGGCUGUAACCUUGGAGUGUUCCCUUCUUACUAUGAGCCCUGGGGAUACACACCAGGUGAGUGCACUGUCAUGGGGAUCCCUAGUGUGACCACCAACCUGUCAGGUUUCGGCUGUUUUAUGGAGGAGCAUGUUUCAGAACCUGCUGCCUAUGGUAUCUACAUUGUGGAUCGACGGUACAGAUCCCCUGAGGAGUCCUGUAAUCAGCUGACCCAGUUCAUGUUUAGUUUCUGCCAGCAGUCUCGGCGUCAGCGCAUUAUCCAGCGGAACCGAACCGAGAGGCUGUCCGAACUGAUGGACUGGAGAUACCUGGGACGGUUCUACAUACAUGCCCGCCACUUGGCCCUUAGCAGAGCUUUCCCAGACAAGUUCAGUUUGGAUCCUAUGGCACCUCUGAAGACACAGGGUUUCCGAUACCCCCGACCUGCCUCAGUGCCUCCCUCCCCCUCUGCCUCCAUCCACUCCACCCCGCACCACAGUGAUGCGGAAGAUGACGAUGAACCCUACGAUGAAGAGGAGGAGGCCGAGAGGGACCGACUGAACAUCAAGUCACCUUUCGUGCUAGGAUCCGUCCCAGAGGGUAAGAAGAAGCAGCCAGGAGAGUCAGGAAACUGAACUCACCAUCUUCCACUUUCAAGCUCCUGCUUGUGCUUGACGAGCAUUCAAAAAAGAUUGUGCAACUAAAAGAAGCUGUCAAAUGUUGUUAUGGAGAACACACGUCUUCCCCCUACAAGUAAUAAACAAACUGCUUGUACUACUAGAGGGCCAACAAGAUCAACUUUAAGCAACAAAGGUUUUAUACUAAAGUUUGCAAAGUUUUAGAGACAAAAAUGUUGCAUGGGAUUGUUGGAUUCAGUUUGUGAUUCACGUCUCAGUUUUGCAUAAAGAACUUGGGCAGUGAACAUGUGGAAUGUCUUUAUUUUAUGCUACAAAAUAUCAGUUUUCAGAACCAAAAAUUAAAUAAUUAGUCGUAGAUAAAUUGUGUUUUUCAAAAUGUGUCUAUAUAUGAUCUAGUACACAUAUGUCUAUAUUAUGAGGAAAAAAAAAAAAAAUAUAUAUAUAUCUAAUAGAUAUUGAUAUUCCCUUGACUUAAAUUUCUCCAAUCACUGUGCUUAGUCCUAAAGAAAGCCUGCUCCUCAGAGCAACUGUUUAUCUUUAAAACAUGAUAUAUUUUGGACUGAAAGUAGCUAGUCCAGGUAAUUGACUCGCCAAUAUGAUUGGUUUAAAUGUACUUUCAGAAAUCUGUUUGAAAUACAA
Molecule: messenger RNA, 3095 nt
Organism: Menidia menidia (Atlantic silverside)
Lineage: Eukaryota; Metazoa; Chordata; Actinopteri; Atheriniformes; Atherinopsidae
Source: the annotation of a GenBank genome assembly